Messenger RNA from Colletotrichum chrysophilum, 747 nucleotides. RefSeq lists its product as uncharacterized. The record is from RefSeq and is a predicted model, not a curated record. Gene Ontology annotation, molecular function: heme binding; iron ion binding; oxidoreductase activity, acting on paired donors, with incorporation or reduction of molecular oxygen. Lineage: Eukaryota; Fungi; Ascomycota; Sordariomycetes; Glomerellales; Glomerellaceae. The transcript has 3 exons. Bases 1 to 747 code for a protein of 248 amino acids.
AUGGGCUUCGUGAUUCUCUUCGCCGUCCUGGCGGUCGGCGGCCUCUUCGCGAGGGAGUUCUGGCUUUGGUACCGCUUAUCACAUGUCCCAGGCCCGUUCUGGCACGCCAUCACCGGCUUUUCCAUGGCGCGCGCGGCGCUCAACGGAUCCGUUCACGAGUACUACAUGGAACUUCACGAGAAAUACGGCCCCCUUGUCCGAAUCGGACCAAACACAGUCAUGUUCAGCGAUCCCGAUACCUUGAAAAGAAUCGCGGCUGCGCGGAGCAAAUACACGAAAGGCGAGUGGUACGCAGUUGGAAGAACGACGCCAGGCGAGGAUCACCUUUUUUCGAUGCGCGAUGAGGAGAAGCGGAUGCAUUUGAAGAGCAAAAUGGGCCCGGGUUAUUCCGGCCUUGAAAAUGGUGGUUUCGAAGCUGGUAUUGACAGGCAAAUUGCCGCAUUUAUUGACCUCAUCGACACUAAGUACAUUUCCACACCAAACGUGUUCAGACCCAUGGACAUGGCCAGCAAGUCGACGUACUUGGCCCUGGAUGUAAUCAGUGAGCUUGGUUUCGGCCACACAUACGGCUUCUUGAAGGAAGAUCGUGACCUGUAUCAAUAUGUUGCUACAAAGGACGCGUUUUUCCCAGUGAUGAUCACGAUGGGAAACGUACCCUGGCUGGCCAAGCUCAUGCACAGCUGGCCUCUUAACCUGGGGCUGCCGAAGUCAGCAGAUUCGGCCGGCUUCGGGGCACUUAUGGGGUGA